This is a messenger RNA of Chiroxiphia lanceolata (lance-tailed manakin), 395 nucleotides long. RefSeq names its product feather keratin B-4-like. The coding region runs from base 57 to 395 and encodes 112 amino acids. Gene Ontology annotation, molecular function: structural constituent of cytoskeleton. The transcript has 2 exons. The record is from RefSeq and is a predicted model, not a curated record. Lineage: Eukaryota; Metazoa; Chordata; Aves; Passeriformes; Pipridae. Gene Ontology annotation, cellular component: intermediate filament.
CUCAAGCCUUCUCCUGCCUUCUCUGCCCACAACCAGGGCCCCUCCACACCACACCCAUGGCCUGCUACGACCUCUGCCGCCCCUGCGGACCCACCCCGCUGGCCAACAGCUGCAACGAGCCCUGUGUCAGGCAGUGCCAGGACUCCACCGUCCUCAUCCAGCCCUCCCCCGUCCGCAUCACCUUCCCAGGGCCCAUCAUGACCUCCUUCCCCCAGAGCUCCGCCGUCGGAUCCACCGCAGGGGCUGCCCUGGGCACGGAGCUCAACGUCCAGGGACAGCCCAUCUCCGGCGGCUUUGGGGCCGCAGGCUACGGCCUGGGCUAUGGCCGUGGCUUUGGCUACGGCCUGGGAGGCCUGGGCUGCUACGCCAACAGGGGCUGCUACAGCACCUGCUGA